UUUACCCAACCCCUAUUCCGGCACAUGUUCAACUUCCGGUAAAAUCAACGUUAUGGAUUUCUCCAAAUUAUGUGUAUUUUUCGGCCUCGCAGCUAUGUUACAUGCCGCAUAUUCUGCCACACAACAUAGAACAUAUCUUCGGUUGACGGAGCAGGAGUUCACCAUAUUACCAAUUGAUAUUAUAGUUCAGUGUUUCUUUGGACUGAUUUUAACCUGUUAUGGUGUGGUCCAUGUGGCAGGAUCCUUCAGAGAAAUCUGUGCCAGUGCAGAGCUGGAGUCCAAGACUUGGGACAUGUUGGGUAACAGACAAGCUUUCUACUCGUUCUGCCACAGAGGGAUGGCCAUUAACUACAGAAAGGAGGAGGAGGAGGAGGAGGACAGCUGAUGGAAGAGACUCUAAACAAUCAAAUGUCAAUUAUCCCAAAGAAUGUUAAACUGAAAGACCAGUAAGAUGGGCAUGCAUCCAAUUUCUUUGAGACAUCUGUAUUACAUAUGUUUGUACACAUACAUGUACAACAGUGUAUUGGAAGGUCAUAGGUAUUUUUUUAACCAUUUUUAUCAAUGACCAUAUAAAUUGCAUUGUUAAAUAAGAGGAAGAUGGACCAUGCAUGAUGUUUAACUUUCAUCUUUUUGUUGCAUUAAAUUUUGACAUAGGAUCUUUUAGGUGAUCAUUGUUGUGUCAUUCAGGUAUUAUCAGAAUACUGGCAUGUAGACUUAUUGGAUGUGUCAUAGGUAUUUGAUGAUAUGUUUGAAAAGAAAAUUAAAUGUAUUAAGAUGUAUUUUUUAACAUGUUUCAAUAUUUAAGAAUAAAUUUGAUAGCUACCAACACAGUUUAUGCUUUAUAAACUGAAGAACGGUUUAUUUAGAAUGAUAAAUAGUUCCAACCUAGUUUAUAGUUGUAUAAAUUUGGUAGCUAUCAAAUUUAUUUCUUAUAGAAAACAAAAACAUCAUGAAGAUUGGUACUAAAAAUCAUUGUGAUGUAGAAUUUAUGUUUAUAAAUGAAACAAAUAUCUUAGUUAGGCAAAUAGCUUGUUAUGAAAGAAAUUGCAUUAUUUGUUGAUAUACAACUGUAUGCCUGUUUGAAUAUGUGUACAAGCUAGUGAUUCAUAUGAGAGAGAGAGAGAGAGAGAGAGAGAGAGAAACUGUAAAAUGUCAAUGCACGAAUAAAAUUGUUGAAAACAA
This is a messenger RNA of Magallana angulata, 1182 nucleotides long. RefSeq names its product ER membrane protein complex subunit 5-like. NCBI's taxonomy places the organism in Eukaryota, Metazoa, Mollusca, Bivalvia, Ostreida, Ostreidae. The transcript is spliced from 4 exons. The coding region runs from base 53 to 385 and encodes 110 amino acids. The record is from RefSeq and is a predicted model, not a curated record. Gene Ontology annotation, cellular component: early endosome; plasma membrane; EMC complex.